This is a messenger RNA of Labrus mixtus (cuckoo wrasse), 1085 nucleotides long. Its product is annotated as neuropeptide Y receptor type 2-like. Gene Ontology annotation, biological process: G protein-coupled receptor signaling pathway. Bases 759 to 1085 code for a protein of 108 amino acids. Gene Ontology annotation, molecular function: G protein-coupled receptor activity. The transcript has 2 exons. Lineage: Eukaryota; Metazoa; Chordata; Actinopteri; Labriformes; Labridae. The record is from RefSeq and is a predicted model, not a curated record. Gene Ontology annotation, cellular component: membrane.
GCCAGAAGGGCAAAAAAGUCGAGUCUAAAAAAUUAUAUAUUUCUGCAAACAGACCAAGUUUCUCCCUUUUUAUAUUGUAAUUUGCUUUAUUCAGUGUUUUGUUUUCCUUUCUAAGAAGAAGGUUUCAACACAAAGUUUAGACAUUGAAUUAAAAAACGUUAGUAGCGUCUGUUUUCACUUUGUGGCGUUUGCACUCCUACUAGCUACAGCCUGCAGGGAAAGAUGUGAUGUUACAGACUCUGUUCACCUGUUGUCUUAAACUGAUGAGUGUUUCAUUAAACCAGGACUCCACAAGCUUUAUUUACUGAACAGUAUACCACACUUUGAUUUAAAUUAACCAUUAUGACCUCAUGACGGAGGUCAGCGUCACUGUAUUUCCCAGCACAGCUUGCAAUACACAACGAGGGGUAAAGGUGGAGGCUGUUGUUGUGGUGAUGACGGUUUGUGCCUCAGUAUUUUAUACUGGUAUUUUGGUCACACCAGUAGAACGGAUGCUGCCAACUUUGAGAAGAAAAAAUAGGACUUGAAGUGUGUCGUACACAUCGAAUUAUACGGUAACUUAUCGCUAAAGACGGGCUUUCCUAAUCAGACAUUUAAGAAAACACCACUGAGAGGGAUAAAGCCCCCUAGAGGCCCUGAGGAGGACUGCACCCUGUCUGUGCUGUUAUCGUUUAUGUCCAUGUUUCUCUGUUGUCCCACAGGCUGUGUGUGCAUCCUUCAGUAAAAUGCUCGUGAUAGCUGGACACUUAUGAACGGACAUGGAGGCACUCAACGCCACACGGGACGACUUCCUACCCGAUGAUGACCCCGGAAAACUUGUGUACCAGGACUUCGAACAGAUAGCCGGUGCAGAUCCGCCAGCAUUGCCUACGUUGGUGUAUGAGGGGGUGGAUUUUCCAGAGGACCCCAUUAAACUGCUGAGUGUUCAGGUCGUGUUGAUUCUGGCUUACAGCACCAUCAUCGUGCUGGGGGUUCUGGGUAAUUCUCUGGUCAUAUACGUCAUCUACCGCUUCAAGACGCUUCGCACCGUCACCAACUUUUUCAUCGCCAACCUGGCAGUUGGUAUGUUUACACACACACACUAA